GUUAACGUAUGCUCAGUGGAUAGGAUAAAAAAUGCAAGCAUUAUGCAGAACAUUUUCUAGUGUACUGUAUGUAGCCAACUGUUUUUUAGGCUGAGUGGUGCGCAUGCCCCAUGUCAUAGUAAAGGAAAAGCAUAAUGAAUCCUCUCUCUCAUUGACCACAGUGCGCAUGGUCAUUGCUUUUGUAUCAUUUAUGUCCGUCUGAGCAAGAUCAGCUGCACUUCAUGUAUUGCAGAAAUAAGUUUUACGGCGUUGAAGUAGGCUUUUUUCAAAGAAAUCAUCGGAUAAGGAAACAGAAUAUGUCGGUAAACAAAGCUAAGAAAGUAAAAAUGGCUACCAAAUCAUGCCCUGAGUGCGACCAACAGAUUCCAGUUGCUUGCAAGUCUUGUCCCUGUGGCUAUGUAUUCAUUAGUCGCAAGCUUCUAAAUGCCAAACUGAAUGAGAGAUCACCACCAGCAAUAGACAAGUUGGAUGCAAAGAGGAGGAGAACUGAAAGAAUUCGCAGAGAGAAGAUCAACUCUCCGUCAACCAAUGACAUGGAGAACAGAAGGCGAUGCCGCUCCAACAGCCAAUCGGAUCAGAUCCGGAGAGGGCGGGGCAGGCCAAAGACAGUUGGGCUGAAGAAGCAGGAGGAGGAGAAAGAAAAAUUUGAGAAAGAAGUUGAUAUCUAUGCCAACCUCUCAGAUGAGAAAGCAUUUGUGUUUUCGGUGGCAUUGGCCGAGAUCAACCGAAAGAUCCUGGGCCAAAGACUGAUCUUAUAGACAGACCAGAUGGUUGCUUUGAGGGAUUGACAUGUGAAACCUAAUAUUGUUACUGUGGAGAAACCCAUGGAUGACCACCACAGUGUGUCUAACAGGGUAUGAACUCUGACCCAUGAACUCCCUGCCGGAUUGGUCAAAGCCUUGGGAAAAUGGAGAUGUUGGGGAACAUUGAGAAGCAGGCACCUGGUCUGCUCAAGAGGAAAUUUUGGAACCAACUUUUAUCUUUAGAGUAGCUUAUGGAAUUGGAGGGGGUAGGACAUCUGAAUAUUUAUCUUUUAAUCAGAUUUUAUAUUAUUUAUAUAUAUAUAUUAUAUAUAUAUAUAUAUUAGAUGAUAUGGUAUUAUAUGAUAUUAUAAUCUAAGUGAUAUGGUAUAGGAUUCAUCACCUUGUAAACCAAGAAAGCUGUCGGUAGCAAAACAUUUCUAUUAAAAAAGGGCAUAAAUAUGUUGAAGCAUGGAGGGCCAUCCUAGCAUUGUAACUGGCUUCUAUAAUGUUAUUUGCUUGUAGUGCUAGUAAACAUUGUUUAAGUCUAGAUGCCAUUGCAACAUAAUGUUCAAUAUAUUUUGUAUCAUGCUUAAGACUUUGGGAGAAGGCCUUGCACAUUUAUAUUUAUAAUGCUUGUGUACCAUCUUAAUUUAAAUGCAUAUUGUUUUGUCUUUUGUUUCAUUAUUGGUGACAUUAUAUUAAAUAUGUCAUAUUUGCUUUGGGCACCUGUAAUUUAAAUGUCAAUGGCAAAUCCUCUUUAAUGUGACUUAUUUUUGUCAUUAAAAGAGAUGAAUCACAACCA
Molecule: messenger RNA, 1545 nt
Organism: Oncorhynchus tshawytscha (Chinook salmon)
Lineage: Eukaryota; Metazoa; Chordata; Actinopteri; Salmoniformes; Salmonidae
Product: UPF0547 protein C16orf87 homolog
Exons: 4
Coding region: 222-758 (178 amino acids)
Source: RefSeq, a predicted model, not a curated record